AUGAACUCUUCUUUCGAUAAGGUGCCAUUAGAAAUCAGCGAUAUGAUAAUUGACUCGGUUGCGCAGGAUGACGACGGAAAGUGCACUAACCUCAAAAACUGUUCAAUGGCUUGUAAAGGUUUUCUUCCUCGCUGCCGGAAACACAUCUUCACUUCUAUUGAGGUUACCACUCGAAACCUCGUACGAUUUGUCGAACUCGUUGAUAACUCGCCGAGGAUUGCAUUGUGUAUCCGGAGUCUCAGCUUCUUUGUUGAUUUGGACGCUUUCAACAAAAUUCCUUCAAUUUCACUUCAGUAUAUCACGAAUAUACGACUUUUAUCGGUGCAAGUUGCGUGUGGGGAGGAAGAAAGUAUGUGGACACGUGUUAACCCACCAGUCCGUUCUGCAGUCCUGCGCCUCAUGUGUCUACCAACCCUCUCAGCUCUUGGCCUCUGCUGCAUAACAGGGAUUCCUCCUUCCUGUUUUGUGUCAUGUCAUAACCUAGAGUGUUAUGUUCACGCUGUCGAAUUCGGUUACGAUGAGUACGAUACACCGGUAACUAUUUCACCAUCGGCAACGUCUAAAUCUACGAAUGCUAUAAAAUUACGCAGGCUUGUUCUUGUUGGCUAUGUCGAUAACUUGAUCAGCACUUAUCAGAGAGGCAAAAUGAUUGGCAGGCCCUUGUUUGAUUUGAGUGGCCUAGAACAAGUCACAUUCCAUCUGUCGGAUUUGGAGCAAUUUCUCAAUAUUGACCAACUCCUUUAUGAUUCGCACAACUUGGAAACUGUGCAAAUCUGUAUGGAAAAUAUAUCCAUGUUGAACUGUAUCGAAUCCUUUGUGGGCAUUUUCCUGCCGUCCUUGAAAAAUCUUCACAUUCACAUAAGCUCCUUAUCCCUGAUAUCCUCUGGAGUCGACACCAUAUCUCUUCUUUGCCAACAGAUUCAGACAAUUGCGCAUGACAACGUCAUCCAAUAUCUGAGCCUAAACCUCCUCGCUGACCACAAUCUCGGUCUUCGCUUGGAGGAAUUUCAAUGGGAUGCAUUUGACCAAGUUCUCCUCGCCCCCAAUCAAUGGCUGUCUUUGGAGCAAUUUGAUCUUUGGGUGUAUGUAAAUUACUCUGCGGAGCAUCCAGUCGACAAGCCAGCCUUCGAGAAACUCGUGGAGAAUGUCCGGGCUUCCAAGAUAUCUAAUCUGAUAUCAAACAAGUUGUUCAAGUUUAGAGCUUUCUUUGAUCCUGACCCCCAGGAUCAUUACACGUAUUUUGGCGCAUAG
This is a messenger RNA of Psilocybe cubensis, 1251 nucleotides long. RefSeq lists its product as uncharacterized. The record is from RefSeq and is a predicted model, not a curated record. NCBI's taxonomy places the organism in Eukaryota, Fungi, Basidiomycota, Agaricomycetes, Agaricales, Agrocybaceae. The transcript has 2 exons. Bases 1 to 1251 code for a protein of 416 amino acids.